Molecule: messenger RNA, 1190 nt
Organism: Rhipicephalus microplus (southern cattle tick)
Lineage: Eukaryota; Metazoa; Arthropoda; Arachnida; Ixodida; Ixodidae
Product: somatostatin receptor type 4
Biological process (GO): G protein-coupled receptor signaling pathway
Cellular component (GO): membrane
Molecular function (GO): G protein-coupled receptor activity
Source: RefSeq, a predicted model, not a curated record
GGCAGCAGCGUAUGUGGGCACACAAACCGUACAGCCGGCCUAGUCGGUAAGACAGCGUACAACCCAAAACCAUGGGCGAGGCAGAAUUCGAGCGAGCAUUAACGGGAACCGAGUAGCAAGGAUAAUGCGCCAACUGUCGUAGAUUAAUCAAGCAAAAACGUCAUCUGUGUCUGAAGGUGUGAGCACGGCAUCCCAUGGAGUACUCGUGGUCGGGCCGGCAGCUGCCUUACAGCACCGAAAUGGGUGGCAUCGAACCGCUCUUUUACGUCGCGUUCACUGUCCUCCUAGUCCCCGGAGUCGUCGGCAACCUCUCUGUGCUGCUUAUGACCUGCUGUUACGGCCGUCUGCGAACGCCCGCUGGCAUUUACGUCGUCAACGUAGCCGUCGCCGAUCUACUGUUCUGCGUCUUCGGUGUGCUUCUUGAUCCCGUGUCAGUGCUCUUGCGUCGAUGGCCCUUCGGCGAAACGCUCUGCUACGCGUGUUCCUUUUCCGAGCACCUUGGAGUGUUUGUGCACGGCUACACGCUCGUUGUGGCUGCAGCUCGCGUUGUCGCCGGCAGGCCUCCCAAGCUGAGAUCUUGCCACCUGAGCAACGCCGGAGUCUGGUUUCUGGGCACAGUCGUUUGCUUGCCUCAGAUGUUGUUCGUCGAUGCGCGCGCGCUGACUGUCCACGGGCAGUGCAUUGUCAAGUGGCCCGCGACGGUCAAGACGCCGGAGCCGUUCAUAUCCUUCGUGGCGCUGGCCGCGUCUCCGUUCCUGCUGGUGAGCGCCUUGUACGCCUGGCUUCGGGCCUCCCUGUGGCUAGGCAGAGGGCGUGCGUUUGUGCGCCGGGCGAGCAUAGUGCGCGUUUUUUGGCUCAUGACACUGCUGCAGCUUCUUUGUAGGAUGCCUCUGCACGUCACUCGGUGCCUGCUUGGUGUGUGCGCAGCCAUGAGGGCGACAUCACACAUCACCGUGGUGGUACUUGCCACACGAGCAAUCGCCGCCGCGGUCGUCUGUUUCACCGCAGCCUUCUUUUUCGACCUUAGUGCAAAGCAACUUUCGAGAAGGGUGAGGCAGGUUCCCUCGGUUGCAGUAAACUAUGGCUCAUGAGGGAGUGGGCUUUGCAGUGCCCUGCUGGAACUGCGUUAUCUACACUGCGGUUUCCAAACACUCAGUGUUAUGAAUAAAGUAGAACUUUUUACAGAGCAA